AGUUGAUGGAGAUGAUGAAAACAAUCAUAAGGUUGGGUGUUAUUAUGAGCAUAGUGCUCAAAUUAGCAAUGGCAGCAAAUUACACAGUUGGAGGCCCAAUUGGUGGGUGGGAUACCACCACUGAUUUGCAAACUUGGGCUACCUCUCAAUCCUUUUUAGUUGGAGAUAAUUUGAUUUUCCAAUAUGGGCCCACACACAAUGUAUUUGAAGUAUCAAAAGCAGAUUAUGACUCAUGCCAGAUCAGCAAUCCAAUUCAAACACAUUCUGGUAGCAAUACAUUAAUCCCUCUCUCUUCUCCUGGCAAGAGACACUUCAUUUGCGGAACAGCAGGCCAUUGCAGCCAAGGAAUGAAGGUUGAGAUAGACGUUCUUGCUACUACUACUCCAUCACCACCAACCGCCUCACCUACAUCACCGCCACCUCUGGUUUCUCCGUUCACCGACCCUCCCGUUUCCUCCCCAUCUCCAAAGACAACUGCUCUGUCGCCAUCACAGCCACAACUCUUUCCAAAAGUGUCUCCAUCAUCAUCUCCUACAUCAUUUCCUUCUCCCAAUGUUUCUUUGCCUCCUCUUGCGCCGUCUUCAGCUAAUAGAGAUAGCUUACGAGCAAGUCUAACAAUGGGCUUUAGUCUGGUCAUUAUGAUGCUUAUGGGGAUUUGAAGAAGAUCAAUUCUUAAUUUAUAUUCUGUCAAUUUUUUUAGCAUUUUUCGCGUCUUUCCUUUAAGAGAUGUAUUGCU
This is a messenger RNA of Jatropha curcas, 736 nucleotides long. Its product is annotated as uclacyanin 1-like. Gene Ontology annotation, molecular function: electron transfer activity. The record is from RefSeq and is a predicted model, not a curated record. Gene Ontology annotation, cellular component: plasma membrane. Lineage: Eukaryota; Viridiplantae; Streptophyta; Magnoliopsida; Malpighiales; Euphorbiaceae.